Funneliformis geosporum is the source of this 256-nucleotide messenger RNA. Lineage: Eukaryota; Fungi; Glomeromycota; Glomeromycetes; Glomerales; Glomeraceae. The record is from the annotation of a GenBank genome assembly.
AUGAAGGCACUUACCCCAAAAACCUGUGGUGCUAUUAUUUAUGGUAAAAAAUGUGGACAAUCAGCUCGCACUAUUGCUAAAAAUUUGGGUUGUAGUAAAACAACUGUUUAUAAUACACUUAAACGCCUUUGUCAAACUGAAAAUGGUGAAAAUCGUUGGUUUUAUGCAAAAAAACUUUCAACUAUUUGGACAUCUUGUUUAAAAAACCCCAUUUCUGCAUUUACUAUAUGUCGUACCCUUAAAAAAGUUGGACUUA